UCAGCAAAGCCGCGCUUGCGUCCGUCGCACAGGAGAGACCUUUCCAGACAGACUAGAUCGGAGAGUUUCACGCGCGAACAUUGGUCAUCAUGUUCUUCCUCCGUUACCUCGAACGAGAAAUCAGCAUCCACCCUUCCUUCUUCGGCAACAGCGUGCACGACAGAUUGAGGGAUCAACUGUACGCGGACCUGGAGGGGAGCUGCAAUGGAGAAUACUACAUUGUAUGCAUAAUGGACAUCUACAACGUCUCUGCGGGGAAAGUUAGGCCAGGAUCAGGAGAAGCACACUUUACGAUUCUCUACCGUGCGAUUCUGUGGAAGCCUUUCAAGGGCGAGACGAUUGAUUGUGCAGUUUCCAGCAUCAAGCCCCAAGGUGUCUUUUGCGAAGCUGGUCCAUUGACGGUAUUCGUCUCAAAAUUGCAUCUCCCGCCUGAUAUGCGACACAACCCAGAUGCAACUCCGCCGCAGUACUCCAACAAUGCCGGCGACGUGAUCGAGAAAGGUUCAGCAGUGAGAGUCCAGCUCAUCGGUCUGCGUAGUGACGUGGGCAAUAUGUAUGCAAUUGGAAAGAUGUCCUCGCAAUGGUUCGGGUAAGACCCAGUCCGAUUUACUAGGUUUCGGCUCUUUUUAAUGUGUCACAGACCUCUAUGAUCAGCUCUGGUAUUGGGGUCCUGCAUAUCGGGAUGUAUGCAGGAGUUUUCCCCUUUCAUACGAAGCUCAAGUUGUACUGAUGAGUGCGGCUUGGAUCGAAUGGCAAGUUGUCAUGGAAACAACGCCCGCCAAAACCCGCGUGCCAACGCCCUGGUCAACG
Exophiala viscosa is the source of this 810-nucleotide messenger RNA. Its product is annotated as DNA-directed RNA polymerase II subunit G. The record is from RefSeq and is a predicted model, not a curated record. Gene Ontology annotation, biological process: transcription initiation at RNA polymerase II promoter; DNA-templated transcription; positive regulation of translational initiation. NCBI's taxonomy places the organism in Eukaryota, Fungi, Ascomycota, Eurotiomycetes, Chaetothyriales, Herpotrichiellaceae. Gene Ontology annotation, molecular function: translation initiation factor binding; single-stranded RNA binding; single-stranded DNA binding. Gene Ontology annotation, cellular component: P-body; RNA polymerase II, core complex. The transcript is spliced from 3 exons. Bases 90 to 593 code for a protein of 167 amino acids.